Molecule: messenger RNA, 858 nt
Organism: Mercenaria mercenaria
Lineage: Eukaryota; Metazoa; Mollusca; Bivalvia; Venerida; Veneridae
Product: mitochondrial import receptor subunit TOM22 homolog
Exons: 3
Coding region: 113-505 (130 amino acids)
Biological process (GO): intracellular protein transport
Cellular component (GO): mitochondrial outer membrane
Source: RefSeq, a predicted model, not a curated record
UAUACAUAUUCAGUAAUUAGAAAAAUUGAACCUAUUCAUUACUAUUUCUAAGGGAGCUCACUCUAGCGGCAAGAAGGCCACACAUUUCCCUUGAGUGAAACAAAACAAAAUCAUGACAGAACUAGUCAAAGACACAAAAAUUGAAGAUGACGAAGAGGAAUUUAUAGACGAGACAUUGGCGGAACGAUUAUGGGGCCUUUCAGAGAUGUUCCCAGAUUCUGUUCGCAGCACAUGUUCAACAGCCGCAAAUUUUUCAUGGAACUCAACGAAAGUCUGUUUCAAAUUUGGCCGCAGUGCACUGUGGAUUCUUGCCUCAAGUUUCACUAUACUGAUAUUACCUGUGAUGUUUGAAAAGGAGCGAGCAUCCAUGCAUGAGCAGCAACUCCAGCAACAAAGACAGAUUUUGUUGGGCCCUAACACAGCAGUUUCUGGUUCAGGAUCAGGACAGGGUGUAAUGGGAAUGAUGCCUCCAGGACUUACCCCAACAGUAGCUUCAUCACCAUAGCUACAUCAGUAUUACCAAAAUUUGUUCUCCUUUCCUGUCUUCUGAAAGAUAGACUUAACUGUGUUCCAGAGCAUUGACUUGGAGAUAGAAAGCUACAUCAUAUUUCACUGCAGUAUAUAUGAACAUGAUGAAAAAUUCAAUAUUAACAGGAUAAAAUUUGAUAGUGUAUUUGCUGUCAGAGAUUUGCCCCAUUACAAAAUAUUGACAUACUGUGCCAGUGGGUAGGCCAACAAAAAAUUAAGAAUGUUAGAGAUAUGUUAUGAAAAACCUUAAAUCACCAGGUUAAAUAUUAGAUUUCUGUUUUCGAUAUAUGUUUGUUUUUAUGUACUUGUGAAAAUAAAUAAGAAACAACA